ACGCGCUGACAAGCUCGCCGUCUCCAUCGGCAGCCGAAACUUUCACCCGCAUAGCUUAGCAAUAAUAAUAACCAUAAUUAAAACAGAGAGGACAUGCUGCCCCAAAAGAGUUCAACGGGAAAACAGACUUUAUUAUUUCUCUUUAUGUCACUGAUGGUACAAGGUUCCUCCGCCCGGAGUGAGGACCACCUCUUUCGUCGGCUCUUCCGGAGAUACAACCAGUACAUCCGGCCGGUGGAGAACGUGUCCGACCCAGUUACGGUCCAGUUUGAGGUCUCCAUGUCGCAGCUGGUCAAAGUUGAUGAAGUCAAUCAGAUCAUGGAGACCAACCUCUGGCUGAGACACAUCUGGAAUGACUACAAGCUGAAGUGGUCUCCGACGGAAUACGACGGAAUUGAGUUUAUACGUGUGCCGUCUAACAAAAUAUGGAGACCCGACAUCGUGCUGUAUAACAAUGCUGUGGGUGAUUUCUUAGUGGAGGAUAAGACCAAAGCCCUCUUGAAGUUUGACGGGACGGUGACCUGGGUCCCUCCUGCCAUCUUUAAAAGCUCCUGCCCCAUGGACAUCACUUACUUCCCAUUUGACUACCAAAAUUGCUCCAUGAAGUUUGGGUCCUGGACGUAUGACAAGGCCAAGAUUGACCUGGUCCUGAUCGGGUCCAAGGUCAACCUCAAGGACUUCUGGGAGAAUGGGGAGUGGGAGAUCAUUGAUGCUCCUGGGUACAAGCAUGACAUUAAGUAUAACUGCUGUGAAGAGAUCUACCCUGACAUCACCUACUCCUUCUACAUCCGCCGGCUCCCUCUCUUCUACACCAUCAACCUCAUCAUCCCUUGCCUGCUCAUCUCCUUCCUGACUGUGCUGGUCUUCUACCUGCCUUCAGACUGUGGGGAGAAGGUCACCCUGUGCAUCUCGGUGCUGCUGUCCCUCACCGUCUUCCUGCUGGUCAUCACCGAGACCAUCCCCUCUACCUCGCUGGUCAUCCCACUCAUCGGCGAGUACCUGCUCUUCACCAUGAUCUUCGUCACGCUCUCCAUCGUCAUCACCGUCUUCGUCCUCAACGUGCACUACCGUACGCCCACCACUCACACCAUGCCCGUCUGGGUGCGCUCCGUCUUCCUCCAGACGCUCCCCCGCGUCAUGCUCAUGCGCCGACCCGUGGACCUGCAGGCCCCCAAGGCCCUGGCUGGAGGCUGCUCCGCUGGCAAGAAGCGGAAAGAGAGCACCCCCCAGCAGGGAGUGCUGAACUGCCUGGAGUAUGGCGAGAGCAAGGCGCCUGCAGACUCUAUGGCGUGCCCCUGUCGGCAUGGUAAGGGCGCCCCCGAGCAGGACUCCGGCAAACCAAACCGGCCCAUUGGCACGGUUGUGGCCUUCUCUGUGGUCUCUCCUGAGAUCAAGCAGGCCAUCGAGAGCGUCAAGUACAUCGCGGAGAACAUGCGGAGUCGCAACAAGGCCAAACAGGUGGAGGACGACUGGAAGUAUGUGGCCAUGGUCAUCGACCGCAUCUUCCUCUGGGUCUUCGUGUUGAUCUGCAUGCUGGGGACCCUCGGCCUCUUCUUCCAGCCUCUCCUGGGCUUUCUGACGUAAUGUCCGGCCAGUGUCGGACAGGACUCCAUAGUUCCAGUCCUGGUGGGCCAAUUUACAACACAGUUUGCAGAUUUCCCUGCUUAACACACAUACCUUAUUUAGCUAACUGCCAAGUUUACUAGGUGUCUUUCAGCAGGGAAAGUGUGUUACAGACCGACCCUCCAGGACCGGAACUCUGGUGAAGGCCAUCUAAAGAACACAAUUUAUUUUCCGUUCAGAAAAUUUUUUGCGACACGAUGUCACCAAACCCAAAUGCUCGUUCUGCAUUUUCCGUCUCAUAUAAUCUACAUUUUUGUAUUUAGUUUCUGCAGAUCAUAGCUCUCAUCAGUCCAGAGGAGAACGUGUAUAGCGCAAGGUCAAUUCGUCAAUCAGCAAAGGCGUUUCUAAGAAAGGGUGUGAGGAUCAGCCACAGAUCCAGCACAUGGUGAAGGGACACGAUGUGGGGACCCACAAAAUAGUGAGAGAAGAUGCUGGAGACGGUCAAGCAGAAAAAGGCCAGCGGGGGGGUCGUCGGUGUGAUUUUAUGUAAAUUCCAUUCGCCAUCCUUUACCCAAACGUUAAUCAUUUGAAGCCGCUACGAAACACUUGAGUUCUGCAGAUAGAGGAGCCCCCAUUUAAUUAAGCGUGAUAGAUCAGCAUGACCUUUUUUAGUCCAAAGGCAAUUAGCUCUGUGGCCUGUGGGCCAGGCAGGAUGGUUAACUUUCUUGGAUGUCAUAUUCGGCGCGAAGGCGUCGGGCUUGUGGGACCGGCCAGGUCUCCACGGGUGCAUCUAAUUGGCCCCGUCGUUUGGAAGCUGGCCUCUGCGCUCUCCCCCCUGCGUCUCUGGGGCUUGCCUACUUAUUGCUUCCACUUCUCUCCCGAGCUACGAGUGCAGUUAGACUCCCUGAAGCCCAUUAACCAGCUUGACAUUUCACAUUAAUGUUCACAUUCCGCUUUUCUCAGAGCCCCGAUUGACUCCACUUUCAUCCUCAGCCGUGUCAUUUGCGAUUCCCUCUUGAAAAUCACCAUAAAUCACUAUUAAGCGUUUUUGUGAAAAUUGUACCACUCUAAAUAAAAUUUCAUUCACCGA
Molecule: messenger RNA, 2653 nt
Organism: Brienomyrus brachyistius
Lineage: Eukaryota; Metazoa; Chordata; Actinopteri; Osteoglossiformes; Mormyridae
Product: neuronal acetylcholine receptor subunit alpha-3-like
Exons: 6
Coding region: 94-1584 (496 amino acids)
Biological process (GO): nervous system process; chemical synaptic transmission; monoatomic ion transmembrane transport
Cellular component (GO): neuron projection; postsynaptic membrane; synapse
Molecular function (GO): transmembrane signaling receptor activity; acetylcholine-gated monoatomic cation-selective channel activity
Source: RefSeq, a predicted model, not a curated record